GAGGGCGGGUGGGAAGAUGGCGGCCGCGGCGGCUGGUGGGCCGCCCGGGAAGGGGCACGAUAUCAGCCUGGCGGCCCUGCGACGCCACGACCCCUACAUUAGUCGCAUCGUGGAUGUGGCCAGCCAGGUGGCUCUGUACACUUUCUUCCAUCGGGCCAACAAGUGGGAGAAGACUGACGUGGAAGGAACCUUAUUUGUUUAUACAAGAAGUGUUUUUAGUGCACCUGACAUCUUUGUUUCUGGGCCUGUUGAAUACACUGUGGUAUGGUCCUAUACCGCUUAUGCUGUAAGAUGUUAUGCUAUUGAAAUACAUGAAGAUAUUUCAUCCUGCAUCCAGAAGUGUUUCUCCUGCCUCCCCAUGUCUCCUCUUUGUGACAGUUCAUGGACACAGUCACUAGAAUUGCUGAAUUCAUGUCCCGAGUCCUGCCAGUCUUCCAAGUCUGCCUCUCCAAAGCACGGAUUCACCAUUAUGAAUAGGCUCAGCAUGGAAAACAGAACAGAACCCAUUACUAAAGACCUGGACUUCCAGCUCCAGGACCCUUUCCUUCUCUACAGAAAUGCCACAUUGUCCAUUUAUGGAAUUUGGUUUUAUGAUAAGGAAGAGUGCCAAAGAAUUGCAAAACUGAUGAAAAAUCUUACUCAGUGUGAACAGUUGAAAGCCUGUCAUGGAGCUGGAGCAGGAUCCUCCCCAGUGAACCUGAGUUCAGGAGAGGGCAGAGAAGUAGAUAUCUUACAGAUGCUCAACAAGGCCAAAGAUGAGUACACCAAGUGUAAGACCUGUUCUGAGCCAAAACAGAUAACUAGUUCUUCUGCCAUCUGUGACAACCCUAAGCUUAUCAAACCUGUCCCCGUGAGACCCAGUGGCAGCCAGAGGCUGCAAGAAUCCCCUCCCAACAAGACCUUGGACCCUGAGCCCCACCACUUAUCUUUGACAGCUCUAUUUGGGAAACAAGACAAAGCUCCCUGCCAUGAAAUUCUGAAACCCUCCCGGCCCUUUGCCCACCACCACCACCACCACCACCACCACCACUAUCACCAGCAAGAGCAGCUUCCAGUUCAUCAAGGAGUCGGAUGCUUCCUGUCCUCUGAAGAGCCCAGAGUGUUGUCACUCCCUGUGGAGAAGCAGCUAUGCCCAGCCAUUCAGAAACUCAUGGUCGGGAGCACAGGGCUGCACCCGCUGCCGCGCCACCCUGAGCAGUGGCCCUGUGAAGGUGGCAGCCCCAGUCCUACAGGGGCACUUCUUCCUGCUCCUGCCCAGCUGGGGUCCCCCUGGAAUGGUGGGGCGACACACUGUGCACAGAGCACUGGCAGACACCACAAGCUAUUUGACCAGCUUCAAGGUGCCUCAGGGGCAUCACAUAAAUAUAAGCCCUGUGCACCUGCCAGCCUGGCGGUGGCCACUCAGGUGGCUCCAUGCCAAAGCAUGGCCCGGUCACAGCUGGUAUAUUUCAGUGGCCCCCUUCCUUCUCCCACACCAGGACAUCAAGCUCUCAGGAAGGAGCAGUGUGCACUACUAGCUCAAACGCUGCCCCUCUCGGGCAGCCAGGAGAACAGCCCCAGUGUGCUCCCCACUCAGGAGCUGCUAAGAAAGCUCCAGGUCAUACAUCCGGAGCAGCAGCUGCAGGUGGCCUCCCGGCCAGCCUUGGCAGCCAGGUUCCCCGUGUCAGCCCAGGGCUCAGGGACAGAAAAGCCUUUGGAAGCCUGGGCCAACAAGACAGCCAGCAUGGAGAAACAGGCUCCUCUAAUGCAGAUCACCUCAUCUCAGUGUGUUCCUGCUCCAGUGGCUUCUCUGCUGAUGCCCCCUGUGGUUUUCACACAGUCCACCUGUGCCCCACUGAGGGAGACUGAUAAUGGGCUCAUGCCUCUGGGCAGCCAAGAACUUCCUACUGCCUCCUCCAGCCUCCUGCCCCUGCAGAACUGGGAACCCUCCACCAUGGCUAGCAGCCCCCUCACCAGGCUGCAGCUCCAGGAGGCACUGCUGCACCUCAUCCAGAAUGAUGACAACUUCUUAAGCAUAAUCUAUGAAGCCUAUCUCUUCAGUGUGACACAAGCAGCCAUGAGAAAAGCCACGUGAGCAACUCUAUGAGAGCAGAGACUGGGGGAACUGGCUUUCUAGGUCCUUCCCGGGAACUGGGUGACCAAACGUGUUUCUACCUUUUUGACAAAGUAUAGUAAUACAAAGUAAAAUGGUUUUGGACUGUUGAACAUCUUGGGGGUUUUUUAUUCCUUGUUCUUGAAGAAUCCUAUCCUCCGGUAUACAAAUUGAGUGGGUAGAUGUUUUGGGCUCCGGUCAUAUAAGAUUAAAUUUUUCCUACAUUUAUGAGGCCAUUUUAAGAAGAAUUGGGCUCUUCAUGGGAGGGGAUGUUCUCUCCGAGCUAUUUAUUAAUAGCUGAAGCUAAAAAGAGCAAUUUCCUUGUGUUGGGCUCUGUGUGCAUGGUGCUUAAGAACCACCAGAGGGCAAUAUUACCCCACAAGUUACCUACUAAGGGUUUCAUGAGCUCUUGGAAGCAAUGGUGACUUUGUUUUUAACAAAGUCAGCCUUUCAUUUGUAAAGCUCCACUUGGCAUAUUUGAUCUGAGUCUUUGGAGAAAGACUUUCUGAAGGCAUUUCUAGCCAGUUUCUAUCUAGAAGGUGUUAACAGUGGCCCAAGACUUGAAGCAAUACUCACAUUUCUCAAUCCAGGGCACUGCUUGAGACCCAAACAGUAGGAUCGGCCUGCUCUCGCUUCCAGACAGACAGUCCCAUUUAGAAAAUGUGCUGGGGCGGGGGGGGGGGGGGGGGGGUCGCUUGAGAAUAGGUAGUGGCUAUUCAGGGCCAGAAGGUCGGAGAUUCUCCGAGCUCUAUAGCAGUCCUAUCGCUGCGUCCUGUGCAAAGAGAGAGAAAGCACAAUCCCAGAGGGAGGCCGAGAGCCUUGCAGUCUCAGAGGGAGCUUGUGGAAACUGACCCCUGCAGAGCAUGCACAGUGACUAAAGCUGCACGGUCUUACCGUGUACUUGUUCCUGGACCGUGAAAAGAGCGUUGGCUUAGUGCUUCCAGAAGGAUCUCAUUCUGCCCUGGAGAAUUUAAAAUGGAGGCUGGAGUGGGGAUGCAGACUUCCUUACAGCUUCUGAUGCGGGACCAGAAGUGUCUGAGCUUUGCUCCUUCUCCUAGCAGCAGGGAAGCAGCACCUGUCCUGCAUGCCACACGCUUUCCCCUGAGGAAGAAGAGGGGCGGGGGCUGAAGAGGAGCUGACCUCUGCUCACUACACUGUCCACUGUGCUUUACCUCUGGAAGGGAUGCCUCCCAUGUCAUCCAGCACUGCUGUGAACCCAUGGGAACCUUCAAACAAUUGACAGUAAUUAUACAUGUCUCCAUAGUCCUAUAAGGAGGAGGAAGCAAGAGGGACGGACAUCCAUGGUUCUGUGGUUCCCAGUCAGUAAAAACAGCAUCACUUUGUUAACAUGUCUACUAAAAUAGGCUGGGGGUGUACCUCCGUCAUAGAGCACUUG
This is a messenger RNA of Onychomys torridus (southern grasshopper mouse), 3488 nucleotides long. It is a transcript of the gene Dcp1b, whose product is annotated as decapping mRNA 1B. The coding region runs from base 17 to 2074 and encodes 685 amino acids. NCBI's taxonomy places the organism in Eukaryota, Metazoa, Chordata, Mammalia, Rodentia, Cricetidae. Gene Ontology annotation, cellular component: P-body. The record is from RefSeq and is a predicted model, not a curated record. Gene Ontology annotation, biological process: deadenylation-dependent decapping of nuclear-transcribed mRNA; deadenylation-independent decapping of nuclear-transcribed mRNA; positive regulation of catalytic activity. The transcript has 10 exons. Gene Ontology annotation, molecular function: enzyme activator activity; mRNA binding.